Medioppia subpectinata is the source of this 951-nucleotide messenger RNA. Lineage: Eukaryota; Metazoa; Arthropoda; Arachnida; Sarcoptiformes; Oppiidae. The record is from the annotation of a GenBank genome assembly.
AUGAGUUUUUACUACUGGAAUACGAUUAGGUACCUAGGAAGGAUCACAAAAAUGAGCGAUAGAUUGUGUGGCGUUUGUGGGGACAGAGCAUUGGGCACUAAUUUCGGUGCCCUUACCUGCGAGUCCUGUCGCACGUUUUACCGCAGAAAUUCACACCGAUCUCAGGAAAAGUCUCACUCCCGUAGAGAAAGGGAGACAAUUAUCAAAUAUAGUGGAAAACAUAUGAGACCUGAAGAGCGCACGCCAUCACAGGUGCCGACUGUAAGCUCGGCCACAGAUAUAACGCAUUACUGGCCGAGCGAUGAGAGCAACUUCAGUAACAACAGCAACAAUAACAACACCAUUAGACACGUCGACAGCCGUGUCAUUCAUCAGAUCCCAGACAUUAUCAAAGGAUUGGUCUUUAAUUUUAAUGAUAGAGAAAUGAAUGGAUUGAGAGAUUUGUUUAAAUCCGCGCUUUAUAUGAGAGAUCCAGUGGUGAGCAUAACAUCGGAGGCGAACACAUUUCCCGAAGCCUUCCGAGUCCUGCAAAUCAGAUCCGAUAUAAAGUGUCGGCGAAUAAUCAAAAUGUGUAAAACAAUGACCGCAUUCAGCGAGUUGUGCGAAACCGACCAAAUAGUCCUAUUGAAGACCUGUUGUCCGGAGAUUAUAUGCCUCUUAAGUGUUGUCACAUUUAAUUUUGACGGCGAAUUCUGGACCGUUUAUAUUGACUCGGAGAAUGCGGCCACUUUGAAGUUAGAUAUGUUAAAGUAUGGCCAAUGGAAUCUCUAUGAUCUACAAAAAAGUUUCAUGGUUAAACUUAACGAUGAGUACAAUCGAGACAUGAAUCUUAUGGACAUGUUAAUGGCUAUCGUAUUAUUUAAUCCCAAUCGACCAAGCCUGAAACGAAGAGAGCUAAUUGGACUUCAAAGGGAAACAUAUAUUUAUUUACUUAAACGAAAUAAAACAUAA